This is a messenger RNA of Rattus rattus (black rat), 745 nucleotides long. RefSeq names its product ribosomal protein S19 binding protein 1 (gene Rps19bp1). Lineage: Eukaryota; Metazoa; Chordata; Mammalia; Rodentia; Muridae. Bases 34 to 462 code for a protein of 142 amino acids. The transcript has 4 exons. The record is from RefSeq and is a predicted model, not a curated record. Gene Ontology annotation, cellular component: nucleolus. Gene Ontology annotation, molecular function: enzyme binding.
GUAACUCGCAGCGUGUGGGCGGGGCUCGGCAGCAUGUCGGCGGCGUUGUUACGGCGCGGCUUAGAGCUUCUGGAGGCGUCCGAGGCUCCUCGUGCCGUACCCGGCCAGGCCAAGGCGAGCGGGACUCCGGUGAAGCAGACCCGGAGGGCGAGAGCCAAGGCCAACAAGGCCGUGAAACUACGGAACUCAGCGAAGGGAAAAGUACCUAAGUCCGCAUUAGCUGAGUACCAGAAACGGCAGUGUCAAGACCACCUCAGAGCAAACCUGAAGUUUAUGACCAGCAUGAGAAGCACCGUGCCCGAGUCUGUGACCCAGCAGAUUCUGCAGCAGAACCAAGGCCGAAAAGCAUGUGAUCGGCUAGUGGCCAAGGUGAAGAACAAGAACAAGAAGAAGAAGGCUGAGGGCACUGUAUUCACUGACGAAGACUUCGAGAAGUUCCAGAGGGAAUAUUUUGGCAGCUAGACUUCCUGCGGGAAUGAAUGGUGGGGACAAAAGGCACUAAUCUCCUUUGACUGCCAUAUCUCUGCUGUCCUGUGUCCCUGCAGUGCUGUGCCGUGGGCGACCAGCAGGUGGCAGUGCAAAUCUAGCCUGGCUCAGGAAGCCAUAUGCGUCUAUCUGAGGGACACUGGAACAGAGCCACAAGGCCUCCAGCAAAUUUUCCCUCAGACUGAAGUGGACUUCUGGUUUGGGCAGAGCCCUCAGCACCCUGCCAGAAAAUAUUCUGCCCUAUCAGCUCUCACGAGGA